This is a messenger RNA of Drosophila ficusphila, 4331 nucleotides long. RefSeq names its product condensin complex subunit 1 (gene Cap-D2). Gene Ontology annotation, molecular function: histone binding. Gene Ontology annotation, cellular component: condensed chromosome, centromeric region; nucleus. Lineage: Eukaryota; Metazoa; Arthropoda; Insecta; Diptera; Drosophilidae. The record is from RefSeq and is a predicted model, not a curated record. Gene Ontology annotation, biological process: mitotic cell cycle; mitotic chromosome condensation; meiotic chromosome condensation.
AAGCUAUCGACUUGGCGCCAUCUCUAUAGAGGACGCUAAGGAAUUUAGAAAACAUAUUUUUAUUUUGCGGUAAAUAAAAAAAUAAUUGCCAUGGACGAAACACAAAACUUCCAGUUCGUCCUCCCAUUGAACGCUUCUGACCUUACAAACUCCAGUGGGGAUCAGUAUUAUGUGAAGGAGAUAUUCACCAAUGCUGAUAUUCCUCAAAAACUGCAGGAAUGCAAACGGAAAGUUCACCAAGGCGAUCCCUUCUAUAUAUUUGAUCACUUCGAUAUAUAUUUCUCGAUCCUGGAGGGCCGAGGCUCCGAGUCGAUCUCCUCACAGAAUCUUAUGAGGUCUUUUGAUCUCUUAUAUUUGACGGUUGAUAAGCUGUUUCAGGAUCUACAACCUCUGCUGGUGGCUAGCGAGCCUAUGUCCAACCAGCAGCGCAUCAGAUACCUAAAUCUCACAAAGAUGACUCUGUUCCUGCAAGUGAGCAGUAAAAAGAUCAACAAUAGUGCCCAGCAAGCACUGCGGGAUCAGCAGAUUAAUGUGCAGAAAAAGCGAGCUAAGCAGUCGGACACACUGGAGCAGUUUCCUCAGUGGGAUGUCAAACGAGGCAAGUUCCUCGUGCAGCUCUUCAACGUACUCCAGUGCCCACUAGAAAAGCUUUGGAGUCCGCCCGUCGCGGAGGAUGACUUUAUUUCAUUGCUUUGCGAUGUCUGCUAUCGAACGCUCGAGUUGCAGCCUCUACGCCCAGAUAACAAACAUGUGUUUGACACAGUCUUUCAAAUCCUUGGCACCUCUAUUAAGCGCUAUAACCAGGCCAUGACCUUUCCGGUCCGGGUCCUGCAAAUUCUGCGUGGCACUGAGCAUGCGGCCGCAUCCGUAGCCACCGGAAUACUACUACUGCACGAGGAAUAUGGAAUCUCUUCGGUCUUUUCUAUUCUAAUCAAGAGCAUUGUGGACGCUUUGAAACUGGACAGCUCUGAUUCCACUGUGUCCAAGCACUUUUCAAACUUUUUAGCCGAGUUCUCGAACAUCGCUCCAUCACUGAUCGUUCCGCAUUUGGAGAAGCUAGCUGAUGACCUUCUGGAUUGCCAGUCGCACACUUUGCGUAAUUGUGUGCUCCAGAUUAUCGGCGACACUGUGGUUAGCGAACUGACCUCUGAGGAUCUCAGCGAAGAACUGAAAGAAGUGCGCAACGAGUUUCUCGAGCACCUGAUGGCUCACAUCUUGGAUAUAUCAGCUCAUGUGCGCUCCAAGGUGCUAAGCAUUUGGCACCACUUAAAAGUGCAGCACGCCAUUCCGCUCAACUUUUUAACCCGAGUGCUGGAAGAAGCCAUCGGAAGAUUGGAAGACAAGAGCUCGAUAGUGCGGCGUGCUGCCAUGCAACUGAUCAAAUCCGCUCUGGAAAGCAAUCCAUACUGUAGCAAACUUUCCCUGGACGAACUACGCGCCAAGCAUGAGCGGGAAGUUCUCGCCAUGGAGAAGCUCAACGAGGUACUUGAGGAGGAGCGCAAACAGGAGGAGAACCUCAACGACGAGUUUAGCUCCCUUGCGCCCGAACUUCUGCCCUUUAUCGAGGCCAAUCUUACGGAGUUUCCUGACAUGCAGUUUGAUAAAGAGGAAAGCGACGAGACAUUACUAGAGAGAAUCGUUCCACUGAUGCGUGAGAAAAACUAUAAGGAUGUCAUAGUACUGGUGAGAAAGGUGGAUUUCUUAGCUGGCAAUCAGAAUAUGAGCUCCUUGCUGAAACACGAAGAGCACUGUGUGUAUGUGCUGGCCUUGUUAAAAACAUAUCACUUGCUGGCCGCCGGAUUUAAGCAGAGCAGCGAGGAGAUGCUGCAACAGAUUAAAACGGUCCAGUUUCUGAAGGACAGCAUUGACUUUGCUGUGUUGAUGACUUCGGCAUUCCCAAAACUGCACGAAAUGCUCAUGUCCAAAACAAACACAGAUGUUUUCGAGGCUGUUGAUUUGUUCACCACAGGGUACAUGUUUGGAAUCCACGGUACAGAGUCAGGAAUGCAGAGGAUGUUGCAGCUGGUCUGGUCGUCCGACAAGGAGAAGCGGGAUGCCGUGUCCGAUGCCUACAAGCGGGUUCUCUUUUCCACGGACCAAACGGGGCGAGCUCACGCCAUCCGAGUGGUGCAGAAUCUGUCCAAGUUUCUCUCGGAGAUCGAGUACGGCCACUACACGGCUAUGGAGUCGUUGAUGGCCGAGUGGGUGUCCGGUGGCGACAUUGAUGCCGCCGUCAUAGAGGUGCUCUUCCAGCGCUUCACACUCAAAUUGGAGGGUACCACUGCCAAUGAAUCUCGAUUAUCGCUUCAACUCCUAAUCAUGGCCUCACAAUCCAAGGCCAGCAUUGCUUCGGCCAACACCGGUAUUAUUGAAGACAUUGCCACCAGCGAAAGCGUGCGUCGCGAUCCUCGCAUCUUCACCGGUUGCCUGCAGUUGCUGGUCAACUCCAUCGAUGCCAACAACAAUGCCAAGUUCUACAAGCGCCACAACAGCGAUGCGGAGUUUGUGGGAAGAAUCACUCGGCUCUUUCUCGACUUUUUCUUUCACCAAAAACUAUCGGACUUUGACAGUCUGGCCAUGAGUGUGUUGGAGUAUUACUACAGGAUGUGCCAGGCGCCGGAUGUGAUUGCCCAGCAACUGGUGGUGGCGCUGCUGAAACGAUUUAAAGAGAGCUGGCUCGUCAGAGAGGCGGCUGCUCCGGAGUCCUCCCCAGUAACGAACAAGGAGAACUUUCCCGAAUCGCAACCGACAGACAUUCCCUACUCACAGCCCCUACCGCUCACCCAGACUCAAACCGAUAGUCCAUCCCAGACGCACGGCGAUCUGAUGCCAGUUUUUCUGGUCUCCCGUUUGGUGUUCUGCAUUGGGUACAUGACCAUCAAAGAGAUGAUUUUCCUUGACAUGGACAUCUAUAACAACAUGAAGUAUCGCGACGAACUGACGGCGCUCGAAGAGCGUAAAAACCGUAACCAACAAGCGGGAAUCGCAAAGAAUGCGGCCAGGCAAACGCUUAAUUUAUCCGCCAUGGAAGUGCGCAAGAGACUAUCUGGAGUGGCGGCUGAACCACAGCAAGAGCCGGAUGAGGACCUGGUAGGAGCCACCGCAGAGGAUAACAUAGCAGAGGAAAUCCAUGGCAUUUGCGAGGAAAUGCUGCUGUACAGCCCCGAUGCCCUGCUGGCCAAACUAUCGCCAUUUAUCAUUGAGAUCUGCAAGAAACCCGGAGAAUUUCGCGAUGCCAAGCUGCAACAGGCGGCAACCUUGACGCUGGCCCGACUGAUGACCGUGUCCUCCCGGUUCUGCGAAUCCAACAUGAGCUUUUUAAUGAACAUCCUCAACCUUACGAAGAACAUCCGGAUCAAGUGCAACACAGUGGUUGGUUUGUCGGAUCUCACGUUCCGUUUCCCAAAUAUUAUUGAGCCGUGGACGGGUCACUUCUACGCCCAGCUGCACGAAUCGAACACCGAGUUAAGAUUGACUGCUGUCAAAAUGCUGUCUCACCUGAUCCUGAACGAGAUGAUUCGCGUGAAGGGACAAAUCGCCGACAUGGCACUCUGCAUAGUGGACGAAAACGAUGAGAUACGCAACAUCACUAAACAGUUCUUCAAGGAGAUCGCAAACAAGUCGAAUAUUCUGUACAAUGUUCUGCCGGAUAUUAUUUCGCGACUAGGUGACAUCAACCUCAAUCUGGAUGAGGACAAGUACCGCGUGAUCAUGUCCUAUAUCCUGGGCCUCAUUCAGAAAGAUCGUCAGAUCGAGACGCUGGUGGAGAAGUUGUGCCUGCGCUUCCCGGUGACGCGGGUGGAACGCCAGUGGCGAGACAUCGCUUACUGUCUUGGUCUUCUCACUUACAACGAAAGAGCGGUGAAAAAGCUAAUGGACAACAUGCAGCACUAUAAGGACAAGGUCCAAGUGGACGAAGUCUACCAGUCUUUCAAGCUAAUCAUCAGCAACACCAACAAGCUGGCCAAGCCGGAGCUCAAAGCCGUGGUCACGGAGUUCGAAACCCGGUUAAACGAAUGCCUGCAGGUGAAUCCGGAUGCGUCAGCGAAUCCUGGGGAUCAGCCCGCGGGCAGCACCGAAAGUCAGGCUAAUAGAACCCGGGCGGCCAAGCCAAAGAAGGGCGGUCGCAAGCCGGUUGCCAGCAAGAAGACUUCUGCACGAGGACGCGGCAGACGAAGUCGCCAGGAUUCCUCCUCAGAGGAAAGUAGUUCCAGUAGCGACGAUUAGUUUCAUAAAAUUUUAAUAGUUGCGGAGAAAUUUCUACGAUUUUAAACAGAUUUGUAAUAAAUUUUUAACCUUUUACUAAGAGUCAAUAAAAAUAUUUUAAUACA